Molecule: messenger RNA, 2806 nt
Organism: Nematostella vectensis (starlet sea anemone)
Lineage: Eukaryota; Metazoa; Cnidaria; Anthozoa; Actiniaria; Edwardsiidae
Product: P protein
Exons: 26
Coding region: 188-2443 (751 amino acids)
Biological process (GO): transmembrane transport
Cellular component (GO): membrane
Source: RefSeq, a predicted model, not a curated record
UGAAAGUUUUGUAAUAUUUAUUUUGUUUCAGCACAACAAUGUUUUGUUAUUUUUUGUUGCCCGUAAUUCAUUCACUCAUCCACGAGUAGCUGUUUUGAUUCACAGCACUUCUAGUUGGAAUGUUUCCCUCGCGUGCAAAGUGGGCUAGGGUCACAUGAUUUAGCGGGUCACAAGUCUUCACGGAACGAUGGAAACAAGUAGCAGAGAGAGCACAAACACCUCUUACCGGACGGCGGAAAGUGACGAACUCUUCCAAGAUGUCAUACAAGAUAUAACCACAGACGAUGACUUACUGGAGCAAAAGCUAGGCCAAGUAAUGUCAUCUGUUACCGAGAAUACGCCGUUACUCAAAGGGGUCAUUGGCAGCGAUGGCGGUACUAGCAAAGAGGAUCCUAGAUCCAUGACAAUAGUAUUCCCCAGUACAUCAGAUGAUCGAGACGAGGUGUCAAGAUGGAAAAACUUGAGAAACCACUUUAAGACUGCAAAGCCUAUAGUGCUAUUUCUUUUGGCAAUUGUAUUUGCAAUAAUGUUUGCUAUCAAUAAAGAGGUUUAUAAUGAUACUAAACUGAUGUGCAUUUCAAAAUUUAUAUCUGAAGAUCUGCCUGUACAAUCUGAUGGAACUGGUUUGGUGACAGUUACACUGUCUGGGCCUUUCCCAGCAGAUGAUGAAGAGAUAACAUCUCCUGACUUCAUAGUUGUGGGAAUCAAAAACAAGAAUGGAACAAUUAUUGGAAAACAGAUGCAGAACUUGACCAUCAAGGCAUUAGCCAAUCAGGAGUACAAUGUUACCCCUGUCGAGCAGACUAUGAAGUUCCGCCUCGAGGGUGACGGGCCGCAAAUGUUGAGUCUUGACUUCCAGUCGGAUGUCACUCAGUGUGUGGCGAUCUCAUUCGUGUAUUACGUCGAACCUGUCUCACAAGAGAACCAGGUUGUGAUUGCCUUCAUCAUUCUUGUGUUCGUGUACGUGCUGAUCAUCUUUGAGCUUGUACAUCGUGCAACUGCGGCGAUGUUUGGGGCUCUACUCGCGCUCGCUACACUGUCAAUGUUGAACAUGAGACCUUCACUCGAAGUAAUUCUGACCUGGAUUGAAUGGGAUACUCUCAGCUUGUUAUUCGGCAUGAUGAUUCUUGUUGCUGUGUUUUCCAAAACUGGUUUCUUUGAUUUUGUAGCUCUCAAGGCGUACAAGAUAUCUCGAGGCAGAGUUUGGCUUCUUGUCACUAUCCUCUGCUUUGCAACAGCGAUUAUCUCCGCGUUUUUGGACAAUGUCACAACAAUUCUGCUGUUUACACCGAUCACAAUAAAAUUAUGUCAGGUCUUAAAUUUGGACCCCACGUAUGUGCUGAUAGCUGAGGUGAUCUUCUCCAACAUCGGAGGAACUGCUACAGCUAUUGGUGAUCCACCAAACGCCAUCAUUGUCUCCAACAGUCAAAUAAAAAAGGCGGGGAUCGAUUUUGCAGAGUUCACUCUGCACAUCAGCCUUGGUAUCGUCCUGUGUCUUGUUCUUGGUUACGGAUUCUUAAGAUUGUUGUACAUUCCGAUUCGUCUACAAAAUGUCUACUCACCGGUGAUCGCAGAGCUCAAACGAGAAGCUGAGAUCUGGCGGAGGACGGCCGAGAGAGUUCCGCUCUUUUCGGCGGAAGAGAAGACGGUGAAACUUCUUCUGAUGCAGAAAACGCUCAUGCUUGAAAACAAUAUCAGAAAUAUGGAGCGAAAAGCAGUACGAGAGGAAGCCUUCAAAGAAAACCUCCAGGAGCUUGAAAAUAAGUACAAGAUUACGGACUGGCCCUUGCUAUUCAAGAGCGGCUCCAUCAUCUGUGUGGUCAUCUUACUGUUUUUUAUUCAUUCGUUUGCGAGCAUCGACCUCACCAUAGGCUGGAUAGCGAUCAUGGGGGCAAUCGCGCUGGUCUUGCUGGCAGACAUCGAUAGAAUCGAAGACACGAUGGAGAUGGUGGAGUGGACCACUCUCGUGUUUUUUGCUGGACUUUUUAUUCUAAUGAAGGCCUUGAAUUCGCUGGGUCUGAUGGAUUUUCUUAGUAACGCUACGGCGGAAGCUAUUCAGAAAGUUGACGAAGAGUCUCGUCUGACAGUAGCGAUAAUCGCGAUUCUGUGGAUAUCGGCGUUAGCGUCUUCGUUCAUUGAUAACAUUCCGUUUACCACUGCCAUGAUUCCAGUGGUAUUGGAGCUGCAUAAUAAGAAGUCCCUGGAUCUACCGUUGAGGCCGCUUGUUUGGGCGCUCGCCAUGGGCGCCUGCUUGGGUGGUAACGGAACUCUGAUUGGUGCGUCUGCAAACGUGGUGUGCGCCGGUCUGUCUGAGCAGUAUGGAUACCCGCUUACCUUUAACAAGUUUUUCAGGAUUGGUUUCCCAAUGAUGAUUGCCACAACGCUUGUUGCCAUGGGCUACCUGCUGACGUGCCACACUGUUCUAAAAUGGGACAACAAAUAGUACAUCCACCUGUGAUACAAACAAAUGAUUAUUCUUACAUGGGACAACCGAUAGUACAUCCACCUUUGAUACAAACAAAUAAUUAUUCUUUCAUGGGACAACAGAUGGUACAUCCACCUUUCAUCCAAACAAAUGACAAUUCUUACAUGUUAUAUGUAGAUAGAUUUAUAUAGAUAUUUGUAUUUUGCGAAGAUAUUAAUACUAGGAACUUACUAUUAUGGCAAAUAUGAGUCAGAUAUUCAGAUAAUAAGCCCAGGAAUGACUAAAACGUAUGACUGGGCUUAGAUUAGAAGAACACAUUUUCAGAGCUGUAGUUUUACCACCAUACAUGAAAUCACAAUAAAAAAAGAAAUUCCGACGAAA